This is a messenger RNA of Paramecium pentaurelia, 601 nucleotides long. The record is from the annotation of a GenBank genome assembly. Lineage: Eukaryota; Ciliophora; Oligohymenophorea; Peniculida; Parameciidae.
AUGGAACAAAAUAUAAGGACUUUUUAUAACAGCCAAACUUAAAUUCUAAGAGGAGAGAUUUAAAAAAAUCUGAAGAAAUUUACAAUGUAAACAAAUUUAAUUGACCAAUUAAUAUAACACUUAUCAAUGGUUAUUUAAUUCAAGGGUUUAAAUCUAAAUUAGAUUUAAGUAAUAAUUGGACUACUAUACUAUUCUAGUUUACUUAAGGAUAAUGUAAAAAAUUGGCUAAAAAUCUUGUUUCUGUUGAAGUAAUCUAUAAAUCUAUAUUUGAAAAAAGUAUUAAUUAAUAGACAGUAGUAGGUUUCAUAGAUGUUGAUUAUGAAGAAACAUCUAGCCAAAUAUCAUAAUAAGUUUGUAGCUUGAUUAAUUAAUAAGAGAUUUGACAAAAAUAUUGCAAGGAAAUUGCUAUGUAAAAUUGUUAUCAUUUGAUGAUAAAUUUGGCAAUCAAUUAUUUUGGUAUUUCUCUUCUCAUUUUCUUGAAUCCACUUUGGAAAUGGUUUAUAGAUACUAUUUAUGCCUUAAUUCAGCUAGAAAUGAGGAUACUUUAAUGAUUGUUAAUUAGGUGAUAUCAAUGUUAAAUAGAAUGAUUAUGGGAAAAUGA